UGUUAAAAGCCAUGAAGUGAAUUCUAAACAAAAAUUAUUGACGAAAGCUAAGCCAGAUUUUGAAAGAAAUUUAGCUACUUUCAAAAUGGAAUUUAGAGAGGAUUUAAAUGCUAAAAAGUCCUUUUACAAAUGUAAAGACUCAGAUGAAGAUGAUGAGACUGAAAUAAUUGCUGAAGAAAAAACUAUAAAUUCGCAACAAAAUUUUCAAACAUAUUUACCAAAGGUAAUAAGAAAUCAAAUCAACACUAACAGUAAUGGUUCACAGACACAUAAAACCUAUAAAGAGAUAGACAAUAUCAAUCUGACAUCAGCAGUUUUAAGCACUAGUGAAAUGGCAGUUACCUGUAAAGUUUUUAAGACAGGUGAUGAAUUAGGGAAAUUAAAUGUUGGAGACCGAGUUAUUUUUUAUGCCACAGCUUCAUCUGUGACACUAGUUGAUACUGUGGACAGUUCAGAUGAUGAACAAGAACCUAAUCAAGAUGAACCAGAAUCAAAACCAGCCAGCACUGCUACGAGUUCAUCAUUGAUUGAAAUGUUUAAGCCCAAAUCUGGGAGCUGGGAAUGUGAUGGUUGUCUGGUGAGAAACAACUCUGAUGUGGUCAAGUGUCCAGCUUGUGGAACUGUGAAGUCUGGCACCAAACCUGAGGAUGUGCCUAAACCUGCAGCUGGUGGAAUCUCUUUUGGUGCUUCUCUCUCUGCUGACCCUGCAGCCCAAGAUGGAACAUCAUCAAUAAGAUCUUUUGGUGAAAAGGUUUGGAGCUGGAAAUGUGGUCGUUGUGUGCUUAAAGAGACAGCUGGUGCCGUGGAGUGUAUUGAGUGCGGAGUAUCAAUUUCUACAAAGGAUGGAUUUCUUUUUACGGUACCCACUACCGUAGUGCAUGCAGUCCCUGUUGGAGUUACGUUUGGUGAUUCCAAUACAAAUAUUGUACUGCCUUCGACAGGAGAUUUGUUACAUACAACAAAUGAUACGGCAGAGAAGGUCAUUGCUGAAUUCACCUCAAUGUUCCGAUAA
Physella acuta is the source of this 1012-nucleotide messenger RNA. Its product is annotated as nuclear pore complex protein Nup153-like. NCBI's taxonomy places the organism in Eukaryota, Metazoa, Mollusca, Gastropoda, Physidae. The record is from RefSeq and is a predicted model, not a curated record.